Monomorium pharaonis (pharaoh ant) is the source of this 2412-nucleotide messenger RNA. Its product is annotated as probable cytochrome P450 12a5, mitochondrial. Gene Ontology annotation, molecular function: monooxygenase activity; heme binding; iron ion binding. Lineage: Eukaryota; Metazoa; Arthropoda; Insecta; Hymenoptera; Formicidae. The transcript is spliced from 12 exons. Bases 488 to 2302 code for a protein of 604 amino acids. The record is from RefSeq and is a predicted model, not a curated record.
UUAUAUGAAUUUUAAUGAAUCUUAAAGAAACCUUAAUAAAUUUUAAUUAAUUUCAAUUAAAUUUAACGAAUCUUACUGAAUCUUAGUGAAAAGGGGUCAAUUGAGAGAAAUUUUCAGUAAAAAUUUUAGUAAUAUAAUAUUUCCAUCAGAGACGUCAUUUAAAUAACGUCAUUAUGACGUCUUAUUUACUUUUUCGGACAUAAUGUGUGUGUGUAUACACAUACAUAAAUAUUCUAAUAUCUAUUAUAUAAAACUUAAAAAUAUUGGAAUGAAUUUAUCAUUAAUACGAUUUUCUAUUUUUUCGAUAUUUAUUCUUCCAUAGUAACGAUUUUAUUAUUUCCUUUUUUAUCAGUGCAAACACGUGUAACUCAAUCGUUAUUAUACAAUAAUAUUUAGCAAUCUCAUUUAGUCUUUCUAGUCUUUUCUACACUAUAUUUACUAGCAGGUAUAAAACCAUCUUAGUGUUAUAAAAAUAUCAAUUGCAAAAAUGAUACGUUAUUUAAUGAAAUCCAGCUUUAUUGUUCGAUAUCUUUCAUUACAAACAUACGGAAAAUGUUUCUAUCACUCAACGAUGAAGCUGGCAGAUACAUUAGCAGCUAGUGAAGAAAAAAAAAGCGUGUCACUGAAUUCCAAUAACGUAAUAACUGCCUCUGUGGCACAAUCACAUACAAUUCCGAUGAUAGAUGCAACUAUAACAUCAACAAAGACAGCGCCAUUAUUGGAAACAUCAAAUUCUGAAAUAGCAGAACGUAUUAAAAUUACUACAUCUAAAGCUGUACCACAUAUCGGUAUAAAAAAAACACCAUUACCAUUUGAAGAAAUUCCUGGCCCAUUGAUUCUGAAAUUAUGGGAAAAGUAUUGGAGAUACGUGCCACUUUUGGGUACGCAACUGUUUUGCAGUCUACUAAUAAGCAGACAUACCCAGGGACGAUUAUCCUGGAAUCGCAACGUCACGCCAAUUAAAUACUUAUUUGAUGAAUAUGGUUGUAUCGUGAGAAUUAACGGACCGCUUGUGAAUGAUAUAAUUAUGAUUCACAGACCUGAGCAUAUAGCAGAAAUUUUCAAUCAGGAAAGCAAAUCACCUAUACGUAGUGGAAUUGAUAUCUUACAACAUUAUCGCCUUAAUCAUCACAAAUAUCGUUCCGCCGGAGCGUUUUCUUUACAAGGUUUGGAGUGGUUGGAAGUAAAAAGGAAAGUUGAGCCGUUGCAUGAAACUAUUUCUGACAAUAUUGAAAAACUGGAUUUAGUAGUUGGCGAGCUUAUUAAUAAAAUUCGUAAUAUACGUAAUCGUCAAGAUGAGGUGCCAGCAAAUUUUCAUCAAGAACUUACCGCAUGGGGAAUGGAAUGUUUCUACGUGAUAAUGUUCAGCAAACACUUUGGUUUUCUCGAUUCUACCUCAAAAUCAGCUUCAGAAGCCACAAAAAUUAUUAACGCGUUAAACACAGCCCAUACUUAUAUGAGUCGCUGCGAAACCGGAUUUCAAGUGUGGAGAUUCUUUGAAACUCCAUUCGCCAAAAAACUUUAUGCAGCUUGUGAUGUUCUUGACGAAGUUAUUGGAAAAUAUAUUCACCAAACUCAAAAUAAGCUGCAAACUUUGUCGCUAUCAAUACAAGAGGAAUCUACAAAUGAAGAGAGAAAAUUACCAUUACUCGAAAAAAUGAUGAUUCAGCGUAUUCAUCCAGACGACAUUUCUAUUCUUCUGAUGGACAUGAUUAUUUUAGGCGUUCAAGCUGUUAUUAAUUGCGAGGCAUUCCUACUUUAUUUCCUAGCAAAAAAUCCUAGAGUACAGAAACGAUUAUAUAAUGAAAUAAUCUCUGUUUUAUCAAAAACAGAAUAUACUCUGACAAAAGAAAGCUUGGAAAAUAUGCCAUAUCUAAAAGCAUGCAUAAAAGAAAGUCUUAGAUUGCGACCAGCAUUUCCCUAUUUGACAAGAUUAUUACCAUCGGCAAUUUCAUUACACGGAUACACAAUACCAAAAGGAACUUUCGUUAUAAUGGCAAAUCAAAUAACAUCACAGCGUGAAGAAUAUUUUGAAAAUCCUGAAAAGUAUCAACCAGAAAGAUGGUUGAAUCGAGAUGAAUAUACGCAUAAUGAUUAUCAAGAGUAUUCAUGUCUACCUUUUGGCUAUGGUGUACGAUCCUGCCUGGGAAAAAAUAUGGCCGAAACACAAAUGAUGUUACUCACUGCAAAAUUGGUACAAGAAUUUACAAUUGAAUAUGAUUAUGCUGAGAUCCAAAGUCGAUUUCUUAUGAUAAAUGUACCAAAUAGAUCAUUACGUUUUCGAUUUGUAGAUAGAAAUUAAAAAAUAAUAAGAAGUAUGGAAUUUACAUAAGUAAAAAAAUCUAAAGAACAAGAGAAUUAUUAGAUUUGAAGAUGUAUCUUUAUUAACAUUAUAUUAUAAAAAUUAUUAAU